UGUGAUCAUCUGUUAGUGCUGCAGCAUCACAGGAUGAAGCACCGUAUCCAGGCAUAUCACAACAAACCCUUCAGGAAACACUGGCUCCAACACAAGAGGGUGUCUAGUGAGAAAGUGAAGGCGGGGUCUGUGGUUCUGUGGAAGACAGCACUGAUCAACUGCAUUACUUCACAUCACAGCUCAUGAGCUGGAACUUUUGAUGAUAUACAAGGUUGGAUGUACUUAACUAUCCAUUUUAUUUUAUUUUUAUUUUUUUUUUCUAUUUUUCUUUUGACAUCUCAAAACGUUUUAUCAUUUUGUCUUGAAUAUAUAAUAAUGAAAUAAGAUAAAAGCAUGUGUUUUAAAAUAGAGUGCAUAUCUCUGGCAUUAUGGCAGAUCAAAUGUUGGUGUUCUUUCACCUGCAAGAGAUGAAGAGAAAUUCAUUUGGAUAGAUAUAUUUCUAUAUUGCGAAGGACAGUGAGAAGCCAUCAGAAACAACAAGCAAACAUGGAGACAUUUACAAUUCACGAUAUGCUCAUCAAUUCCACUGAUAUUUAUAAAAUAUUAUGUGGACUGGGAAUCGGGAAUUUGUCGGAGUGCAAAAAUGACAAUAACGGCACGUCCGAGCCAAAAGACAUGAACCAGACGGUGCGGAUCGUGCUGUAUGUGCUCAUCUUCCUCCUGAGCUUCAUAGGAAACAGCCUGAUCAUCACGGUUCUGGUGCGGAACCGGCGCAUGCGGACGGUCACGAACCUGUUCCUGCUGUCUCUGGCCGUCAGUGAUCUGAUGCUGUGUGUCUUCUGCAUGCCCUUCACACUCAUCCCAAACCUCAUGAAGGACUUCAUCUUCGGCACCGGCAUGUGCAAAGUGGCCACGUACUUCAUGGGUAUUUCGGUGAGCGUAUCCACAUUCAACCUCGUGGCCAUCUCUCUGGAGCGCUACAGUGCCAUCUGCAACCCCUUUAAGUCCCGCACAUGGCAGACGAAGUCCCACGCUGCAAAAGUCAUCACAGCCACUUGGGUCGUGUCUUUUCUGCUCAUGCUGCCUUAUCCGAUCGGCAGCACCCUGGUGCCUUUCAUGCGCAGUAACAACAGCACAGGCAACAUGUGCCGCUUGGUCUGGCCCAGUGAUGUUAUGCAGACCUGGUAUGUUUUCCUGUUGCUAAUACUCUUUCUCGUGCCUGGGAUCAUAAUGAUGACGGCUUAUGGCCUCACCUCACUCGAACUCUACAGGGGAAUCAAAUUUGAAAUGGCUAACAGGAAGUCAAACAGAGAGAAAGAAUAUGGCACAUCCAAUCUGAAAAAUGGUGACGGCGAUGGCUGCUACCUCCAACCCUCCAAGAGAAAGCGUCCCGAACCCACGAUGCCCAGCUUCAGCAACCCAAAAUCCAAACUGAGAAGGGUUUGCAGCAACAGCCCUACAGCAAACCUCAUGGCCAAGAAACGAGUCAUUCGCAUGCUGCUAGUGAUCGUGGGGCUGUUCUUCCUCUGCUGGACACCGAUCUUCGUCGUUAACGCCUGGCGAGCCUUUGACAGACGUUCAGCCGAUCGUGUCCUCUCAGGAGCGCCGAUAUCCUUCAUCCACUUGCUGUCCUACACCUCUGCCUGUGUCAACCCUAUAGUCUACUGUUUCAUGAACAAACGCUUCAGACAGGGUGUGCUGGCGACGUUCAGCUGCUGUCGGGAUGAUCUGGAUGAAGUGAGCAGGAGCAGCACCCGGCGUAGCACCAGAGGAGCUGGAGGGCUGGGAACGCUGUUUGGAGGAAGCGGUGGGAGCAGACAGGCUGACGGUAACACACAAAGCUCAGGAACACUUACGAGGCUUACUGACACCAGUAUUCGUGGUUCGGCACAAGCAUAACUGACACUCACUUCACCCUGAAAUUUUCAGUAUAAGAAACCCAGCACCAAGUAAAGUGUAUAGAACAGUGUCAAAAUCAUUCAAAGCUUUGCAAAGUUUAGUAAAAUGGCUGCUAACGGAAGAGAGAGACUCGUACUGGUGAUAAAUGAGAGCACAAGCAUGCAGACAAUGACUGCCAAUAGCACUGAAAUGCUGAUAGAUUCCAGUGCUUAAUUUUAGUACGUCACUGUUAAAUAAACAGCAGUACCAAAUGGAGCAAGACUGUGGCUUCCAGUCCUCAUUAGAGCUAUGACUUACAAACGUACAGAGACUUUAUAAGCCAUAAAUAAGUUUUGUCCUUUUGGCUCUCUAAUUUUCUGGCUCACCUAGAGGAAUUCAUUUGCUUUUCUUGGUAUUUUAGUUUUGUGUGUGUUACUGUCAAAAGCAAUCAUCCAGAUGUUUUGAGAACAUUCUAAUAUAGCUUUUAACUACACUACCAUUCAAAAGACUGGUUGAGGUUGAGAUGUUUUUGAAAGAAGCCUCUUAUGCUCACCAAGGCUGCAUUAGUUUAAUCAAAAAUGCAGCAAAAGAGGAACAUCGUGAAAAAUCUUCAGUGUCACACGAUCCUUCAGAAAUCAUUCCAAUGCUAUGCUAAAUAUUUAUAAAUGUUGAAAACAAGCUUAAUAUUUUUUUUUCUGAAAACCAUAUAUUUUAUAGCAUAAAUGUCACUUUUUAUCAAUUUAAUGCAUCCAUGCUUAAUCAAAAAAUGUUCAUUUCUUUGAAAACUAAAAAUCUUACUGACCCCAAAUGUUUGAAUGGUAGUGUAAAUAUCUGACAUCUGAGAUCAGUUCUGAGUGUACGCUGACCUAUAUUUGAUAUUUUGUUCGUCACAUCUGCUUUAGUAACGACUGCACAGAUCAUUCUGUUUGAUAAAUAUACGACACACAUACUUAAAACCACUUUGGAUUCUUUGCCAAUACCACAUAAACAUGCGAAUAUGUGUAAACUGUGUAGAAAAUUUACCAACUGGUAAUUGUGUAAUGUCCAUAUGUUGAUGUGUAGCAUUAGCCGGUUUCUGCUAGGAAAGUACACAUUGAUGUCUUUAUCUUGUGUGUUGGUUCAGCCGCACUGUUUGUACAUAGAGUCUGUCCUUAUCAUUGCAUGAGACUUUUCACACCUGUUGUGCACUUCAAAGAACCUACUCAAGGCUGCUUCUGACAUCUGGGCUAUUUUCACCAGGACACGUAAUCUGUUUGUUUGUAAUAUUUGUAUAUGCCAAACUCACAUUUUUAUUUUCCUCUCUCAUUGAGAUGAACAAGUUGACAGCAUAUUCAUAAAAUAACAGGAUGUUGUAAUGCUGUUGAGAAGACACACACAUCCAUAUGCUCUCUAACACUGACUGUAUGUCUGUACAAUACUGACACAUUAAAAUGUGUAAAGUCUGAAUCCAAUGUCUAAUGUCUAUACCAGCAGAUUUAACCACUCCAAAAAAUAAAUACCUACUUAUUAAAGAAAACGUUUCAAAACCCUGAGGAGAUUCACGUAUGCCAGUUUAUAUAUCAUCAAAUGCAUUAAUAUUUUAGGAGUGCUUUGUAUGAAAUGCAACCUGAGGGUCGGUCCAAAAUUUUCCUAUGGUUUUUUUUUUCUUCGUUUUGUUUUACAGUUGCAUCACUGUAUUCUUGUGAAGUGCACACAUUAAAACUUAAAAACUUGUUUUUAUCAGACAGCAUUUAGGAAGUUAUGCGUGUUUUAUUUCUUUUAACAAAAAUUUUAAAAGCCAUUCAUAAAAACGUUAACCGGAUGCUCCUGUAUUAUACGGUUUAUGUCAGAAGCAUGUGGUGGAGGCACCUGGUUAACAGCUGAUGUGAUAAAAAUUGUCAACUUACUUAAAACAUAAAAGACUGUGUUAGACUGACUUCAAAAUAUGGACAAAAACAGCUGAAACGUUCUAUAAAAUAUCUUCUUAUAGGUUUGAGUAAAUGAUGACAGAAGUAUUUUCGGAUGAACUAUCCCUUUAAGAAUUUGCAAGUUCAACCCAGGCUACAAAAUAACUGCAAUCAGGCCUGCUUUAUCUCAUCUAUUAGCCAUUAAGGAUAAAAAGAAGUCUGUGAAAUGACAUAAAACAUGGAAUGACCCAAUAAAAACAUUUGGGUGGCUAAAUGGAAAUAUAGUUGGCUGACAGUGUGGCGCUAAAUAUUUGACAAAUUGAGAAAUUCUUUCCAAGGCAGUACAGCAACCUAAACAAAAUGAGGCAUAAAAUAAUUUAAAAAAUGUUUUGGUAAGUUAUCAAAAAGCCUGUUCAGGGUUUUUUAAGACGUGGCAGUAUUACAAAAGGAAUAUACAAGAGAUUUCGA
Molecule: messenger RNA, 4172 nt
Organism: Onychostoma macrolepis
Lineage: Eukaryota; Metazoa; Chordata; Actinopteri; Cypriniformes; Cyprinidae
Gene: cckar
Product: cholecystokinin A receptor
Exons: 6
Coding region: 487-1839 (450 amino acids)
Biological process (GO): neuropeptide signaling pathway
Cellular component (GO): membrane
Molecular function (GO): gastrin receptor activity; neuropeptide receptor activity
Source: RefSeq, a predicted model, not a curated record